Molecule: messenger RNA, 651 nt
Organism: Fusarium pseudograminearum CS3096
Lineage: Eukaryota; Fungi; Ascomycota; Sordariomycetes; Hypocreales; Nectriaceae
Exons: 3
Coding region: 1-651 (216 amino acids)
Source: RefSeq, a predicted model, not a curated record
AUGGAACAACCGCAACACGUCAAUUCGCCAUCCCACAUGCCGACAUGGCACGAGAACAAAAGCGAAAAGGCGACCGCUAUGCCAUCUCGGCCUCAAUUCUCAUCGUCGUCAAAGUGUCUUGAACCACUUGACGCAGACAGAAUGGAUCUGCGAUACAUCUUUGCCAACAGACUUAUGCCUGUCGCUUUUGCCCUGCCAUGGGUUGCGAGCAUGGUCAUAUCCUGUAUCCCAUUCACCAGGAUCAGUUUAAUUGACGCCCCAGACUUUCUUAUUUUGGCUGCGCUUAUCAGCAUCGUCGAAGUUCUUAGUAUUGUCGCAGUCUUUAUCUACGCAUCCCUCCGCUCCGACACCGACACCAACAGCACCUUUAAAGAGAAAUGUCUCCGGGUUUGGUUCUGGUUUUUGUUCAUCAGCCCAUUCGUCACUGGUACCAUGGUUGUUCUCAUGGCUAGCGAUAUUUCGUGCGACCCAGAGGAUGAUCUGGACAUGCACCAGCCAAUCUGCCAAGUUGGUAUCCGUCUCAUCAAAGCCACAGCAUUAUGCCGAGCUGGAAUAAUUGCAUCAUUUCUUUUCGCUACAUCUUCGUGGCUAGAGCGCCGUCCCAGACAGCCCACUAUUAGCUACUAUGACCCUCUUGAAGAAGAACCCUGA